Drosophila albomicans is the source of this 4625-nucleotide messenger RNA. RefSeq names its product protein tramtrack, beta isoform (gene ttk). Gene Ontology annotation, cellular component: nucleus. Gene Ontology annotation, molecular function: protein binding. The record is from RefSeq and is a predicted model, not a curated record. Bases 1272 to 3701 code for a protein of 809 amino acids. NCBI's taxonomy places the organism in Eukaryota, Metazoa, Arthropoda, Insecta, Diptera, Drosophilidae. Gene Ontology annotation, biological process: regulation of transcription by RNA polymerase II. The transcript is spliced from 6 exons.
AAGCUAUUCAAACGCUCAUUCCAUUCCAUUUCAUCCGCUCGUCCGCGUCCGUCAACAUCCCACUUAACGUUUAUUGCUUUUUUUUGCUUUAGUUGUUCGGUUUUUUGGUCAUAGCUACGAAGGCUUCUCGGCUCAACUCUCGGCUCGGCUUCGUAAACAACACUCGGCCAUUUAUCACAAUUUGAAAUCCGCCAUUACACAAACACGAAACGGGAGCAGAGCAGAGUAGAGCGACGAUAUUAUUAUCCACCCAGCGGCGACGACAUCGAUACCAACACCAGCAAAAGCAACAACAACAACAACAACGUCGUAAAACAGGCGCGCGCGUGUUCGUCGUCGUGGCAGCCCCUCACACACACAAAUGGAUUGACACUCACGCAUACCAAGAAGACAGACUCACAUCGGCUCCAUCCAACUCUUCCGCCCAACCGCCCCAUCCCCAACAGAAAAAGUUCGGCUCGCUUCGGUUUUCGUGAUCGUGCUCUCGUUCUCGUCCGCGCGUUCGUGUCCAACAGCGACGUUGACAGCGACGCUGACAGCGACCGCAGCAGCGACAGCAGCAGCAACAGCAACAGCAACAAACAUUAACAUUCAGGGACAACGACAACACGGCGACGGCGUCUGCGUCGACAUCCCUACGUUUCAGUUCUGAUUGGAGGUUCGUGCGCCGCCGUUGUUUGCACGCGGCACAAUUGCUCAGCUCUCAGCUCAGCUGUGUGGAUUGUAUUUUAUUAGUUGAAUUUCAAUUCCGUUUUUUGUGCUGUUCUCGUUCGCCUUCAACAACAACUGAUUUGUUAACAUCCCGUGCUUUCUGUGUGUACAAUUCCAAAAUUUGUUGUCUAUGAUUUUCAAUUCUUUCGCAACAACAAUAAUUCAUGAUAAUAACAGAAGAAAAUCGAAGAAACCCAAACUUAGACAACUUCAGUGCCUUCCAAAAGUGCUUCAAGUGCUAACAACAGUUUUUUUGCAAAAAACUUUCCAUCAACAACAAAUCAAAUCAAAUACAAAAAAAAAUAAACCGCAAGCGGAUUACUAAAGCUUCCAAGAAACGCAUUAUUUGAUAUUAUCGUCAAAAUGUCAACGUGUUGAGCACUAAGUAAAAAAAAAAAAAAAAAAACUGAAAAAAAGGACGUCAAGGAUAUUAAGUAAAACAUUUGUUUUGAAAACAUUUGCAUGCAAUACUAUUUAAAACGGAACUGUGUGUUUUUACGGCUGAUACGCUAUAAACAUAAAUUUAAUAAAUAUUCGAAACACACAAAAACGGCUUCCAAAUGAAGAUGGCAUCUCAACGGUUUUGUUUGCGCUGGAACAAUCAUCAGAGCAAUCUGCUGUCUGUCUUCGAUCAGCUGCUGCACGCCGAAACAUUCACAGAUGUCACGCUCGCCGUCGAGGGACAAUAUCUCAAAGCACACAAGAUGGUGCUCUCCGCCUGCAGUCCAUAUUUCAAUGCACUGUUUGUCAAUCAUCCGGAAAAACAUCCGAUUGUCAUACUCAAAGAUGUGCCGUAUUCGGAUAUGAAAUCGCUGCUCGAUUUCAUGUAUCGCGGUGAAGUUAGCGUAGAUCAGGAGCGUCUCACAGCGUUUUUACGUGUGGCCGAAAGUCUGCGCAUCAAAGGAUUAACCGAGGUGAACGAUGAUAAGCCCACAGCAGCGGAAAAUGCGCCGGCGCCGCCACAAUUGCAACGCAUCCAACCGUAUUUGGUGCCGCAGCAGCAGCAGCAACGCAAGCAGAAUGCCAAUGUGCUGGCCGCAAAUGCAGCUGCAGCCGCGUUGCAAGCUGCCACACAGCAACAACAACAGCAGCAACAACAACAAACCUCGCUGCUAAGUUCUGCCCUGAUGCCAAAGCGUAAACGUGGCAGGCCUCGCAAGCUAUCGGGCAGCUCAAAUGGCACUGGCAACGAUUACGAUGAAUACGAACGCGAUGGUCUGAUGAAUGACUCGGAUAUGGGCAACGGCAAGCUGGGCAAUGAAUCAUAUUCUGGCAACGAUGAUGGCUCCGAUGACAAUCAACAAGACGCUGGACACCAUGAUGAUCUAAAUGAAAGUCGCGACUCGCUGCCCUCGAAGAGAUCAAAGAGCGGGAAAGAUCAGCGCAUGGCACAACAGCAACAACAACAGCAGCAACAACAACACGACGACAACAGCACUUCCGCUGCUCAAGCCACACCAGAGCUCUCUCAGCGUCUCUUUGGCCCACCCACGUUGAUUCCCAUUACCACCAACAGCCCAGCAACAGCAUCAUCAGCAGCAGCAACAGCAACAGAGUCCAGUGAGCUUGCCACGCCCCCCGCUUCGCUGCAUCUGCCCACCAUAUUGGGUUUAAGAAUUCGUGCCGUGAAUCUAAACAAUUCCAACGCAGCAGCAACGACAGCAAUGGCGCCACAAAGCAGCAACUCUCUGCUGAAGCAACAGCUGCGUGGCGCCACCAAGGAACCAGAGGAAACUGUGCCACAAGCUGCGACUGUGGAGGAGAGUGUACUGGAGAACGUGCCACAGCAGAAGGAGAACAAUUGCAGUGCAUUGCAAUCGCUGGCGAAUGGAGCAGAGCGACAAUCGCAGCACAAUAGUGGCAACAACAACAGCAGCAGCGGCAGUGGCAGCUUGCAUCAGCAGCUGCUGUUGCACAUUGCGGCGAAUGCGAAGCCGCUGUUGAAGCACAAUGCCAGCGACUUUUACCAAGCACAACAGCAACCGGAUGCAUCGCCAACGGGCGCCAACGAGUCGCAAUUUGUGGACGAGGACAUGGAGCUGUUGGAUCAGGACAAAUGCGAUGAGCCGGAUCACGAGUUGUUGCAGCUGGCCGACGAGAAUGCUGGACUGCCUGGCUACCAGGCAUCCGAUGGCUUUGAGGAGCCCAACACGCCCACCGAGGGGGAGGUGAACGCAGCAACGCCAGCAACAACCUCAACACCCAAGCGUCCCAUACAGCGACGUCGAGUGCGACGCAAGGCGCAGUCAACGCUCGAUGAUCAGGCUGAGCAUUUGACGGAGAUGUCGGUGCGUGGUUUGGAUCUGUUUCGUUAUGCCAGCGUUGUGGAGGGUGUCUAUCGUUGCACCGAAUGCGCCAAGGAGAACAUGCAGAAGACCUUCAAGAACAAGUACAGUUUUCAGCGUCACGCAUUUCUCUAUCACGAGGGCAAGCAUCGCAAGGUCUUCCCCUGUCCGGUGUGUUCGAAGGAGUUUUCGCGGCCCGACAAGAUGAAGAACCAUUUGAAGAUGACCCACGAGAAUUGCACGCCACCCAAGGAUAUGGGAGCAUUUAGUUCACUGAAAUAUUUGAUCUCGGCCGCCGCUGCCGGCGACAUGCACACAACGCUCUACCAGCAACAGCAACAACAGCAGCACCAGCAACAGCAACAGGAGCAAUAUCAGCGACAGCUGGAGGAGCAACAGUUGCAGCUGCAGCAACAGCAACAAGAGCAGCAGCAACAGCAACAACAACUGGCGUCUGGCUACGAUUGCCAGGACAGCACGCUGCUGUUGCCCGAUGUGAAGCAGGAGCAGCAGGAUCACGAGGCAGACAACGAACAGGAGUUGGGCUCAGCUGCAGCGGCAGCUAUGCUGAGUCUGCAGAACGAUGUGAUCAUCAAGAAUGAGCUGCAAAUCUCGCCAUCGCCAUCUCCAUCGCCGCCAGCAAUGUGUGCGUUGCCCGAGGGCAGCAAUCGGCCGCUGGCGAAUGCCGCACAAACCGCAACGUAAAGACUUUUCACCUGGCAAAUGCACAAGACAACGAGAGUGCCUUAACUAUACACACAAAUACUGUAAAAUACUUAAGGAUAAGCAAUAAUUCGUCAACUGAAAAACACUCAACAAUCAUCAUCAACAAUUAGUUAAUAUCUAGCUAAUUUCAUACUUGAUAAAUCUUAAGCAAUUUACUUGUACACACGGUUCCGUCCAUAAAGCCUUAAGUUAUAUACUACAAACUUUAGUUUAAGACAACAUUUCAUUAAUUAGACUUAAGUGCAACUGAUACAACUAGUAAUAGCAAAAUUCUAAGAUCCCACUGCCUAAAUUUAAUUUAAUUCUAAUUUUAUUAUCUAAGUAAAUGCAAAUUGUUUGUUGCAUUUAAGUAAAACGAGUUGGCACCGUCCUUUUUUGACUCGUCCUCUUUAGCCUCUUUUUUGUUUUACUUUUUUUGAUUUCUUAUGUGAUUUUGUUAAAACUUUCGUUUUAUACACUUUGUUUUUUUUUAUUACUUUAUUUUACAUAAAUUGUAAAUAGUAUUACGAUCAAUACUCAAAGUCCGUAGAUUAAUUGGUAUGUUGUUGUUUUUCAAAUUGGAAACAAACAAGAAAUCCAAUCCAUUGGCUAUUUGUGCAAUUAUCAAAAAUAACUUCGAGGCGUCACAUGAAUCACCCAAAUUAUGGGUUAUCAUGACAGUCUACGAAAGAAUGUUGUAAACUUAAUUAUCGACUACUUAAUUAUGCUCUAGCAGACUCUUAGCAAUACAUAUAACUAUUUAUAAUUUUAGAUAUUACGGCAUUAAAACGUGCUUCAAUCGCAAUCGCUGCACAAUACAAUGCGCAAGGGACUUCCAGUGAAUAUUAACUGAUAUUUUGUGUUAAGUUAAACAAAGCAUUAUAACUACAUGUAUGCACAUUAAGUAUAGACGAAAACAAAAGC